UCAUUAAGGAAACUAUUGCAACAUUACAUCCUAGAACAUUACUAGGAAAAAAUGUAUUCUCUGAAUAAAGACAGUUUUUGUAUUAUUUAUGUAUGCUGUGCUCGUUCUUCUUUCAUUUGAUUCUAAAACUCGAAUGAAGUAAUCAACUUUGGAUUUUUCAAACGGAGAACAGCAAGAUGUUUCUCGGGUGUCUACUGGUCCUUACUGUUGUCAUUUGUGGAGGUCUAACAACAAAUGUGACAUAUACAUGCGAAUCCAACCCCUACGUAAAUGGCUGCACAGUACCUGUAAACAUGAGAAAUUACAGACGAACUUACUUGUCGGCUUGUAACAAACAUGAUAUUUGCUAUUCUUGUGGUUCAGCAAAUGGGAUUAGCAGACGAUCAUGUGACAUCAUUUUCAGAGGUUUGAUCGCAGAAGUCUGUAUGAUCCGUAGACCAAAGAGGUUCUGCAACGUACUGGCCUUGAUGUCUUAUACCGCCGUCAGAGUGAGUGGUCGUCGGAGAUAUUCACAAGUCUCUCCAUCUUGGUGUGGUGAAAGAUGGGUUUCAUCGUGUCUCGAUCAUUAAAGAAAAACCUAAAAGCACUUCUUAUAUAUUGCUUUAUCUUAAAGCUGUAACAACUAAUUAUAUAUGCAAUUUGAUGAUGGAUAUUAAAGAAUAGAACGUUCAGCGCUGAAUUAUGGUAGAUUACUUAAUAAAGCCAAUUUUUUUCUUUAUUUCUUGUCGACCUAAAUCAUUGUAAUAAACAGAAACGAUAAUUAUCUAAUUAAUAAAUGAUAACAAUGCCAGUUCUUAUGGUACAAAAUAUUUUACACUUUAUCUUUUCUCUUUAUGGUAUAUGGAGAGUCUUUGUUGUGAUUUAUUAAAGGGAAGUUACUCUUGAGACAAAGAAAACAGGAAGUUCAUUGGAAGCUGAAAGCGAAAGAAUAUUAAAUCGAUUCUUUACAAAAAGAGAUGAAAAUGCGGCAUGAUGACUACGUUUAGAAAAAAAUCAUACCUCUUUUUGAGAAUAGAAAAAUCGUUGAUUUUAAUUUGUCUGUUAACAAGUCUUGUUGCAUAUGUGAAUGGCCAGUGUGAUGAAGGGAAAUUUGGAGAUAAAUGUGUCCUCGAUUGUCACUGUAAGGAUAACCAAAACUGUCCAAAUGAUGGACAGUGUGAUUCUUGUAGUCAGUUAUGGGCAGGUCCUACCUGUCAAGUCCAGUUAGAAAAUAUUGCUCUGUCUAAGUUCACUGAUCAAGGCCCUGAAACAAAGGCUGGACUAGAAAGUAGCAAUGCUGUUGAUGGCAAUAUAACGACAAAUUCAUGGGUACAGAAAAAAGGUGGAAUUGGCACAGUCUGGUGGUAUGUUGACCUUGGACAGGCACACAACAUUUACAGGAUUAUUGUUGACUUCUAUAACCCAGAUAACAAAGAUGCUAAAACACUUGCACGAAUAGAAAGGCGACGACCAGGUUUGAUUAUAACUUUAUCAGACAAUGCUAUCAAUGCUACUGAUAGUCCAUUAGAUGGGGAGCUGAUACAUGAAAGUAACUCCAGUGAUCCAACUAUAACUGUGACACCUAAAUUCAAAGCUAGAUAUGUCAAUUUAGUCAACAAGCGAUCCAAUUCUUCAAACGACAGCUGGUCAAAUUUUCCAAAUCUUGAACUGACGGAGGUUAAGGUAUUAUCUGACAUAGGUUGCUCUAAUGGAACCUUUGGUAGUAACUGUGAUCAACAGUGUGGUCAUUGUGAAGAUGUUAAGUGUGACAGAGACGAUGGAAAAUGUACUGGUAUAUGUAAGCUUGGUUACUAUGGAGAUGGUUGUGACAAAACAUGUCCUAGUAACUGUGACAGUGCAGGGUGUGAGCAAGCAGAUGGAACAUGUAUUGGGAAUUGCAAAGAGGGUUUUUAUGGAAAGACCUGCAAAGAUUCCUGUCCAGUCAACUGUAAAACAAUUUCCUGCUUACCAGACGGAACCUGUACAGAAUGUAAACCGAAAUUACAUGGAGAUAAAUGUGACAAACCAUGUAGCACCUGUAAGACUGCUUGCUAUAAGGACACAGGAAACUGUACAUCAGAUGGUUGUCAGAUGAAUUAUUAUGGAAGCAAGUGUGAACAUAAAUGCAAUCAGACUUGUGUAAUUGGUGAAGGAUGUGAUAUGAUGUCAGGUAUAUGCGGAAAGUGUGAUGAUACAAAUUAUGGUGAUUUUUGUGAAAUAAAGUGUAACACAAAUUGUAUUGAUGAAAAAUGUGAAAGGAAUGGCACCUGUAAACAAGGUUGCAUGGAUAUGAGUUUUCAUGGCAGCAUGUGUGACCAGAAAUGCAGUAGUACGAUCAAAAAUUGUAAUGAGUGUGAAGUUAAAGAUGGAUCCUUGAGUUGUGCAAGCUGUACUAAUGCCACAUAUGGGUCCAAUUGUGAUGAAAAAUGUCCUAUACAUUGUGAAAAGUGUAUCAGCAAGACUGAGUGUACACAUUGUUUAGAAAAAUACUCUGGUAAAACAUGUACGGAAGAUUGCAGUGUUAGUAAGUGCAAAAAAUGUGAUACAGGUGGAAAAUGUUUGAUUUGUGAAAAUGGACUUUUUGGGGAGGAUUGUAAGUACGAAUGUCCAGACCAAUGUGAAACAUGUGAUAGUAAAGACAUGUGUAAGACUUGUAAAAAAGGAUAUUUUUUUCUUAAAAAUGGAUGUAUCAAAUGUUCGGACAAAUGUAUGGCUUGCAGUCAUUAUAGCAACUGUUCUGAAUGUGUACAAGGUCGUUACGGGCCUAGAUGUGAUAGCACAUGCCCUGGUCAGUGCCUAGAAUGUACAUCAGCAGAUGACUGCACAAAGUGUAAAGCUGGCUAUGAUGGAAGAAAAUGUCGGUGUAGUCACAACUGUAACAGAGAGGGAGAUUUAGACUCUUGGUGUAGUGUUGAUGGAAAUUGUUCUAAAGGUUGCAUUGAUGGAAAGUCAGGAAUACACUGUCAGAUAGAUUGUGAUGAUAAAAAGCGUUGUUUGAGAUGCCACCAAUUCAGCGGAAGUUGUGAACAAUGUGUGAGUGGAUACUAUGGUAAGUUUGACGUCUGUGACAAACAGUGUGGAAACUGUUUGAAAGAAUCAUCUGGAGAGGUUAAAUGUGACAUAGAAGAUGGAAAGUGCCCAGGGGCUUGUACUAUAGGGUUCUACAAUGAAAGUUGUAUGUUACAAUGUGCUGAAAAUUGUGACAGUACUAAAGGAUGUAAGAAAAAAACAGGUGACUGUGUGGCAUGUAAAAUUGGCUUUUUUGGACUGAAGUGUGAGAAUAAUUGCAGUAAAAAUUGUUUUGGUAAUAAAUGUAAUCAUACUUCAGGUGAUUGUGAGAAGUGUAUAUCUGGUUUUUAUGGGAGAACAUGUACGCAACCUUGUCCUGAAAAUUGUGUAAAGGAUUGUGAUAAAGAUAGUGGAAUAUGUGGAGGAUGCAAAGACAUGUAUUAUGGUGAUAUGUGUGACAAGGAUUGUGGAAAAAAUUGUGAAUUACGCUGUGAAAGGAGAACAGGGACAUGCUUAUGUAAGACUGGUUUCUAUGGAGAAUUUUGUAACAAGAACUGUUCAGAGACUUGUUUGAGAAAUUCAGGGAUUAUUGAUACAACUGUGGAGAUCAGCAAGAAUGGAGGCUGUGAUCAGCAUGAUGGGUAUUGUACUGAUGGAUGUAUACCAGGCUGGUACAAUAAUACAUGUGAGAGUACAUGUAACAAAAGUUGCAAACAUCAAAUAUGUGAUAGACUCACAGCUGAAUGUAGCCAUGGUUGUGAAAAUGAAUAUAAAGGCAAAUUUUGUGAAACAGCAAUAGUCAAUGUUGCAGAGUUCAAUAUUGGUGUUAUUGUUGGAGCUGUUUUAGGAGGACUGGUUUUCCUGGUUAUUGUUGUAAUUACUAUAUACAUUGUGUUACGCAAGAGAGACCAGCCAUAUAAAUCUGAAAAUCAUAAGAAGAAUGGAACAAAACAUACUAGACCCGAGAUAAUCAACCUUACGUCCAAUGGAGAAACUACUUCAAGUGGAAAGAAACAAACAUUUCAUACAAAGAAUGAAUUAUCCAAGGAGGAGUCUGCACCACUGUUAGCUGCCAAGCCUGAUGAGUCGGAUUACUACAACAUGAACACAGAGAUUCCUGUAGCUAUAUUUACAGAAUAUUUACAGAACAGAAAGAGGGAAGAUCCAGACUGGUACAAACAAGAAUUUCUUAAAUUGCCAAAAGGUUUACUGAAGCCAUGUGAUGAUGCUCAAAGCUUUAAAAACAGAGGAAAGUGUCGCUACAAGCAGCUGUAUCCAUAUGAUGAAACAAGAGUAAAAAUUGAACCUGAACUAGAAGAUGAAACAGACUUUAUAAAUGCUUCAUAUGUUAAAGGUUACAAGAGCCCAAAGGCAUUUAUAGCUGCCCAGGGUCCUGUAGACAGUACAGUGAAUGAUUUUUGGAGAAUGAUCUUUCAGAAGGAUUGUGGGAGAAUAGUGAUGCUGACAAACUUGUUUGAAGAAUGCAAGAUGAAAUGUGUUCGUUAUUGGCCAGAGACAGACGAGCCCCAGAAGUAUGGUUGUUAUGAGGUUAUCAUGCUCACAGAGGAUGAACUGCCAAACUAUACAAAAAGACAUCUACAAGCUACUAAUUGUAAAACAAAUGAAGUAAAAGAUUUUCAGCAUUUACAUUUUACGGCGUGGCCAGAUAGGGGUGUUCCAGAUAAUCCUAGUGUGAUGCUGCAAUUUAGAGAUAUAGUUAUGAGUGAACACACUUUCCUUGAUGGUCCAAUAUUGGUACACUGUAGUGCUGGUAUUGGGAGAACAGGAACAUUUGUGGCAUUGGAUUAUCUUCUGAAACAAGCUCAUGUUGAACCAAAAAUAGAUUUGUUUAAAACUAUCACAGAUAUGCGAUACCAAAGAACAAAUUUCGUCCAGACAGAUAUACAGUAUGAGUUUGUACAUAAUGCAAUAGCUGAAGCACUAAAUACGAAGGAUUCAGAAGUGACAGAGGUUGAGUUUAGUCAGUAUUAUUGGUCUAUGCAGGAAGACGGUACUGAUUCAAGCAAAACAAAGCUUCAAGAACAAUUUGAGAUGAUAAAUCAGAUGUGUGCACUGCCAGAUGAAACUUGUUAUUCUGCUGGUAGUAAGGAGGAGAAUAUAGGGAAGAAUCGUGAUCGUGAUAUACUGCCCCUCGACUCAUGUAGAGCUUAUUUGUCAACUCCAGUAAAAGGCUCAAAUGAAUAUAUUAAUGCUAUUUUUGUGCCUACAUGUUCCAAUAAGACAGGGUUCCUGAUUACACAGAUGCCAUUACCACAUACAGUAACAGAUUUCUGGCGUUUAGUGUAUGACCAACAUGUCUCUAACAUUGUCAUGAUGAAUAAUGUUGAUGAUGAUGAUGAGGAGACAGCGGAAUACUGGCCGUCUGAUGAUAGCACAUAUGGACCAUUCAGGGUGAAACUGAUCAACUGUUACGAUAAUGAGGAGUUCUCAGUCAUGACUAUACAGUUAACACAUACUUCAAUGAGUAAAUUGACAACAAUGGAGGUGAAGUUGUUCAGGUAUGAGGGGUGGGCAGACAAUGAGAGUUUACCUGAGACAACUUCGUCCUUGACUUCUCUUAUUAGCCGAGUGUCAAUGUCACAUAGAGAUUCAAAAACUGAAGCAGUUAUAGUGCAUUGCAUGAAUGGUGCUGAUCGUAGUGGAUUGUUUUGUGCUGUAUCAUGUGUGUUGGAGAGGUUACAGAUGGAGAAGAAAAUCAACAUUCCUCAAACAGUGAUGCAGCUCAGGGCUAGAAGACCCCAACUCAUCAAAACAUUUGAUCAGUUUCAUUUUUGUUAUCGUGCAGUGUUAGAGUACUUGGAAUCCAAAGAGAUAUACUCCAAUGUCUUGUAGAAUGGACUUACUGAAGAUUUAAUUUUCUACCAUUUGCUGUUCUGCUGAUGUCAGCUUAAAUUAUACACAGUUAAAUGCUUGAAUUUGCUGCUGUCAACUGUAUACCUAAACAGUUGAGCUGGAAAAUGGUGAUGCCAGCAGGAAAGUUUGAACAAUUGGAGAUUAUUACAGAGAUGUUGGACCUGCUGUAACAUACAUUACUAUAAAGUAUUUACAAGACUUUCUGAUGAACACUUGACUUUAGUUAAUGACUACAUAUUUUAGUUUAUCCUGAAAAACAGAUGAUAAAGAAAUAUGUUAGAUCUUAAACAUUGUAAAUGUCAUACUUAAUGUUAUAUAGUUGUCAAGGUACAUACCCAUUAUGUACUAGGGGUGAGGUAUUGGUAGAGAAGAAUGUUUCAUAGACUCAUAUAAACUUUCAGAUCAGAAUCACCUGAAAGCUGUGAAAUAGCAAGCUUCUCAACAUUCUGAUCAGACACAAUGUAUAUACUGUGUUUAUACACAUACAGGAUUGUUACCUAGGAGCUCAUGUUACCUACAUAUGUUUUGUUUUUAAGCUUUUAAUCAUUAAUAAAAAACAAAAAUGCAUAGAAGAGAUUUUACACCUGUUGUGUUUUGUAUAUUCUAU
Molecule: messenger RNA, 6469 nt
Organism: Ruditapes philippinarum (Manila clam)
Lineage: Eukaryota; Metazoa; Mollusca; Bivalvia; Venerida; Veneridae
Exons: 24
Coding region: 970-5841 (1623 amino acids)
Biological process (GO): protein dephosphorylation
Molecular function (GO): protein tyrosine phosphatase activity
Source: RefSeq, a predicted model, not a curated record